AUGUCCAGAGCUAUUUCAAGCAAUACUGUAGCGAACAAUAUCGUGCUGCUUUGGAGCCUCUCUGCUUUCUUUUACUUCCGGGCGUGGAAGGCAGAGGCCAAGGCGGCAGCUGAUGCCAGGAAGCAGAAGGAGCCGGAAGAUGCCUGCUGGCGGGACGAGGACAAACAUGCCAUGAGGAAGGAACAGCACAAGUGUUACAGGGAGGAGAAGGAGAAGGGGCACCUGGAGCAGCUAGAGCCCAAGACGGAGACGCAGCGGCUGCUGGAGGAGGAUGACUCAAAGCUCGAGGGUGGCAAGGCCCCAGGGGCGGGCAAGGGCAAGGUCACCCAUGCCCUGAUUGAAGAGACGCUGCACCGCGACUUCCAGCACCAGAAGGCCCCAGAGCCAGCCCAGAAGGCCCAGAGCCACCUGGAGGUGCCUGAGGAGAAUGUGAACUGUCCAGUGCUGGAGGAGGGCAGUGUGGAGGCGCGCACCGUGGAGAAUGCCAUCGCAGAGCUCAGCAUGGCUGAGGAGGCAACUGAUCGGCACCCGGAGCAGAUCAUGCGAGCAGCCUUCACGGCCUUCUAGGAGGUGCAGCUGCCGCGGCUCAAGCUAGAAAACCCCAACAUGCGGCUGUCGCAGCUGAAGCAGCUGCUCAAGAAGGAAUGGAUGCACUCGCCUGACAACCCCAUGAACCAGUGGGUCGUGCCCUUCAAUGCCCCAAAGUGAGGCACCCACCCCCGGACUCAGAGCUGCCUGGAGCUGGCAAUACUCUGAGGCACCUCUGGGUGGACUCAGACCUCCGUCCUUUCUGUCAAUGGCCAAGCUUGUUAACAGUUUGCACCACUCAAGAACAGUAUCUCCAUCCUGCGGCACUAGUGGUGUAUGUUCAUGACCCUUUUAGAGCACAGUUCUACUCUGACAUACAUGAGUCACCAUGGGUUAGAAUCAACUCGAUGGCAACUAUUUUUUUCAAUACCGGAGAAAAAUUUGCAAGUCAAAAGUAAGAGUGCAUGCAAUCCCCGGAAUCAAAUUAUCCCACAGCUUAGGCCAGGCAUAGAUGGUCAGCAUGUGCUGUGGCCAACAUUUCAAUAGGAAGGGACCCCCAACCCCUUAAUGUUUUACAUAUUUACAGUGAUGGGGUAGGAGAAAAGCAGAGAACCUCUAUGGUGCUAAGGGAAUCUCCCUGAUCAGACAAUGUCCUUGCUAGAAAAAGGGAGCCCCCAGAAUCCAGUAGCUGGUAUCUGCCUAUUUGAUUGAGUUAAUUCAGGUUUGCUGUCAGUUCUCUGCUCAACAACCAAAACGAAGGAGUAAAUGAGCCUCCAGGACCAUAGGAUAGGUCUCCCUUCAAAUGUUUUGGAGAUGUGCUUUGACCCACGA
Molecule: messenger RNA, 1359 nt
Organism: Loxodonta africana (African savanna elephant)
Lineage: Eukaryota; Metazoa; Chordata; Mammalia; Proboscidea; Elephantidae
Product: coiled-coil domain-containing protein 124
Biological process (GO): transcription by RNA polymerase II
Cellular component (GO): nucleus
Molecular function (GO): transcription coactivator activity
Source: RefSeq, a predicted model, not a curated record